This is a messenger RNA of Dimorphilus gyrociliatus, 1760 nucleotides long. Lineage: Eukaryota; Metazoa; Annelida; Polychaeta; Dinophilidae. The record is from the annotation of a GenBank genome assembly.
AAUAUUCUCCCCUUAUCAACCGGAAGCGGCAACCAAAGAGUGAACGAAGGUAUUUAGGGAGAAAACAUGCUGCUCUAUCAACGGAUUAGAGAUAAUACUGCGAUCUUCUUUACAGUAUUAAGCUCUCUAUUAGUAUUAUGUCUAGGACAGUUGGACAAAAAUGUUGAAGAUGCUUUUAAAAGUGGUCAUACAAAUAAUUGGGCUGUUUUAGUGGAUACAUCCCGAUUCUGGUUCAAUUAUCGUCAUGUAGCUAAUGUAUUAUCGAUUUAUAGAAGUGUAAAGCGUCUUGGUAUACCUGACAGGUUUCAUUUUUGUUCUUUUAAUAUUAAUGAAUAGCUAUAAGAGAAAAUCUAUUUAAAAAGUCUAUCUAUUCAUGUUUCUUUUUUUCCCAAUACUUUAGCCAGAUUAUAUUGAUGGUUGCAGACGACAUGGCGUGUAAUCCAAGGAAUCCCAGAGCUGCAACAGUUUUUAACAAUCAAAAUGAGAAUAUAAACGUUUACGGUGACGACAUCGAAGUAGAUUACAGAGGUUAUGAAGUAACGGUUGAAAACUUUAUACGAGUUCUUACUGGUAGAGUUCCACCAUCUACGCCUCGGUCUAAACGCCUAUUAACUGACGAUAAAAGUAAUAUACUCAUCUAUAUGACUGGUCACGGAGGCGAUGGUUUCUUAAAGUUUCAAGAUGCAGAAGAAAUAUCAAAUAUAGAAUUGGCUGAUGCAUUUGAGCAAAUGUGGCAAAAGAAACGUUACAACGAGAUAUUUUACAUCAUAGAAACUUGCCAAGCCCAAUCAAUGUAUCAGAAAUUCUAUUCACCAAAUAUAUUUGCGAUGGCAUCGUCAUUAGUUGGCGAAGAUUCAUUGUCUCAUCAUGUAGAUCAUUCAAUUGGAGUUUACGUUAUUGAUAGAUUUACCUACUACGCCUUAGAAUUUUUAGAACGUAUUAAUCAGGGUAGUAAGAAAACACUGGCUGAAUUUGUUAAAGUUUGCCCUUUUUAUAAAUGUCAAUCUACUACGAAUAUAAGAGAAGAUUUAUUUCAAAGACCAAUUUCUAAAGUUUUAAUAACUGAUUUCUUUGGUAGUGUUCAUAAAGUUAAAGCAUUCGAUAAAGUUAAUGUUACAGUGGAUGUGAGAAAAAAAGUUAUUGAUCACUGUCAAAAGGAUCCGUCUUCGUCAUCCUGUAAGAAAGAAGAGUUGGAUAUCGAUAUUGAAGGAACUGAUACAAGAAGACUGUUUUCAUACGCUAAGCAUUAUCCAUUUGUUUGAAGUUUUCUCUUUUCUAAUGUUAUAAUUGUUAAUUUAAUUUAUAUAUACAAGUAUAUAUUUACAGAUAUAUUCCAUCUCUUUUUCUACAAACAACUGUAUCAAUUUAUUAUUGUAUUUGUAUAUUAUACAGUAUAUAUUAGUAUACCGUUUAUUUUUAAAUUUCAUUCAAUAUUUGAAUGAAAAAAACGCUAAGAUAAAUAUAGCUCGAGAGGCGGAGGAGUCUGUGUAUAUUAUAUUACUAAUAUAAAAGGGUAUAACAAAUAGAAUCUGGGUAAUUUACAUUCUUUUUCAUUUUACAGAAAAAUAAGUAAAUUAUUAUUUUAUAUACCAAUUGAAUAAAGCUUUCUUUUUAUCACUAGAUGGAGUUAUAAUCUAAAUUGUGUCAAUACUUAUCGUUUAUCCUUCACACUAUACUAUUCAAUAAUCCGCCUCUUAUGUGUAUCUUCACUUUGAUUGUAAUCGAUUGUUAAUAAAAGAAAGAAGAAACGUAACCGUCUA